CCCAGUUCUGGCUCCAGACUGACCCAAAAAGCAGGACCAGGAUUUAAAUGAACUAUGGAUCUGAAGGACAGCACCAGCGAGGGCAGCAUGGGCAGCCUGCAGCCUUCCAGCAUCCAGAUUUUUGCCAACACCACCACGCUCCACGGGAUCCGUCACGUCUUUGUCUACGGGCCGGUGACCAUCCGGCGCCUGCUCUGGACCUUGGCCUUUGUGGGCUCGCUAGGUCUGCUCCUGGUGGAGAGCUCGGACAGGGUGGCUUUUUACUUCUCCUACCAGCACGUGACCAAAGUGGACGAGGUGGUGGCGAACAGCCUGGUGUUUCCUGCUGUCACCAUCUGUAACCUCAACGAGUUCCGCUUCUCCCGGCUCACCACCAAUGACCUGUACCAUGCUGGGGAGCUCCUGGCUCUGCUGGAUGUCAACCUACAGAUCCCCAACCCUCACCUGGCUGACCCCGCUGUCUUAGCCACCCUCCAAGAAAAGGCCAACUUUAAGCAGUAUAAACCCAAAGUUUUCAGCAUGCAAGAGUUCCUGUCACGGGUUGGCCACGACCUGAAGGAUAUGAUGCUGUACUGCAAGUUCAGAGGCCAGGAGUGCAACCACAAGGACUUCAAAACAGUGUUUACAAAAUAUGGGAAAUGCUACAUGUUUAACUCAGGAGAGGAGGGGCGGCCUCUCCUCACCACGGUGAAGGGGGGGACUGGGAACGGCCUGGAAAUCAUGCUGGACAUCCAGCAGGACGAGUAUCUGCCCAUCUGGGGAGAAACCGAGGAGACGACGUUCGAGGCUGGAGUCAAGGUGCAGAUCCACAGCCAGUCCGAGCCUCCCUUCGUCCAGGAGCUGGGAUUUGGGGUGGCCCCCGGAUUCCAGACCUUUGUGGCCACCCAGGAGCAAAGACUGACGUACCUGCCCCCGCCGUGGGGCGAGUGCCGCUCCCCGGAGCUGGGGCUGGCGUUUUUCCCGGUGUACAGCGUCACGGCCUGCAGGAUCGACUGCGAGACACGCUACAUCGUGGAGAACUGCAACUGCAGGAUGGUGCACAUGCCAGGGGAUGCUCCCUUCUGCACCCCGGAGCAGUACAAGGAGUGCGCAGAGCCGGCGCUCAGUCUCCUGGCAGAGAAGGACAGCAAUUACUGCAUCUGCAGGACCCCCUGUAACCUCACCAGGUACAACAAGGAGCUCUCCAUGGUCAAGAUCCCCAGCAAGACCUCGGCCAAGUACCUGGAGAAGAAGUUCAACAAGUCGGAAAAAUACAUCUCAGAGAAUAUUCUCGUGCUGGACAUUUUUUUUGAAGCACUCAACUAUGAGACCAUUGAGCAGAAGAAAGCCUAUGAAGUGGCAGCCUUACUUGGUGACAUUGGUGGCCAGAUGGGGCUGUUCAUCGGGGCCAGCAUCCUCACCAUCCUCGAGCUCUUCGAUUACCUGUAUGAGCUGAUCAAGGAAAAGUUAUUGGACCUUCUUGGAAAAGAGGAAGAGGACGGGAGCCAUGACGAGAACGUGAGCACCUGUGAUCCAGUGCCAAACCACUCGGAGAGCCUGAGCCACACUGUGACCGUGCCCCUGCAGGCCCCGCUGGGGACGCUGGAGGAAAUCGCCUGCUGACCCCUCCCCACCACAGUGCCCAUCCCGAGGAAGGAAAACUGCACAGGGAAAACAGGGACCCAGCUCAGGUUUGCACUGGGGGGAAAAAAAAAAAAAAGAUGGAAAAAAAAAAUACUGGAAAAAAAUUAUUGGAAAGAAAAUUAUUUUAAAAAAUCUAUUAAAAAAAUAAAAAAAAAGAAGAAUAAAAACUCGCUAUGCAUUAAAAGAAUAUAAAAAUAAUAUAAAAAUAUAAAUUCUAAAUAUACUCUGCCCAAAGUGAGAGGCGCCUUGGACCUGACUCCUGUUGUCCUUUCCUCCUGGGGGUUUGGCUCCAACCUGGGAAGCAGCUCCCAGGCUGGGAGAGCUGGGAAUGUUCACCUGGAAAAGGGAAGCUCAGAGAAGAGAAACCUCAGAGCCCCUUCCAAUGCCUAAAGGGGCUCCAGGAGAGCUGGAGAGGGACUUGGCACAUGGGAUGGAGGGCCAGGACACUUUUUGGGAUUGUCCAAGCCUCAGCAGCAGCAGCAGCAGCAAAUCCCAAAGGAAGCAUCCCAAAUACCCUGAGCACUGCACGCCAGGGCUUUUCCUGGCCCCAGGAUUCCUCAGCUGCCUCUCUCAGCUCUGUUCCUCUUUGCAGUCCCUGGGUUUCAGUGCCAGAAGGAUCAUCCCAGAAUUCUCCAUUCCCAGCGCCGUAGGCUGAGAGUUUUACAAUAAAGAGAUCCCAAAGUCGGCACUCUCGGAUUCUUCUCCCGGUCGCGUCCUCUGGGUGAGGUUGGGCUGAAUCCCGAGCUCAGCCCAAGGUGAGCAUCCCUGGAGAGGAGCCACAGGGAUCCCUAUGGAUCAUCCCAGCCCUGCUGUGCCUGCAGAGUCCGGGAGCAGCGGGUGGGGUUGGGUUCAUUAAUUUCUUUAAUUUUUGGGGGGAACUUUUUGAAUUUUCUUCUUCUCCCAUUUAUGGAUUCUGUGCUUUCUCCUCAUUCUCCUGACUGAUAUUAAAGCUGGUCUUGUGGAAA
Molecule: messenger RNA, 2588 nt
Organism: Pyrgilauda ruficollis (rufous-necked snowfinch)
Lineage: Eukaryota; Metazoa; Chordata; Aves; Passeriformes; Passeridae
Product: acid-sensing ion channel 2
Exons: 10
Coding region: 55-1602 (515 amino acids)
Biological process (GO): sodium ion transmembrane transport
Cellular component (GO): membrane
Molecular function (GO): ligand-gated sodium channel activity
Source: RefSeq, a predicted model, not a curated record